AUGUCUCGUUUUUGUCCCGCUCGACUCCUUAAGGCAGCUAUGAUCGCGUUUCUCCCUCACUUUCUGCAUCUCGUCAUUGGCACAUCUGCAAAGAAACUGGUGCAGAGCUCCAUAACAGCGCUACUUUUGCCUACACCCAAUAUGAAAUUUUUGUGCUAUUCACUGUUUAUUCAUUUCUUGUGGGUUGCGUCAAUAGCAUCGUCCUACACACCGACUGGAUUUUAUGUGGACAACGAGAACGCUCAAUCUAUCCCAUUACCUGUUAAUCAGAAAGGUGGUGCUCGUCUGAAACUGAAAAUUCUGGAACUUCUUGGGAUUGAGAUGCCUGGUCGCACAUCUGCUGGUGUUAAGGAUGAACUGGCAUCUCGUUUCAUGGCUGAGUUGUAUCGGAAUCUCGAAAGUAAUGUGGAGUUGAGUCCUGCUUACAAGUAUCUUGCAAGUGGCCAAUCAAUUUCUGCAGCCGAACGGAAAGCAAUCGAACUCGGUGAAGCGGAUACAAUCGUCUCGUUUCUUCCGCGUAAAGGUGUUCCAGACGUGGAUUCUGGUACGCGAUUAGCGUUCGAUUUGAAUGUCGUUCCAAGUGGAAGUCGUCUGUUGCAUGCCGAAUUACGAAUCUCAUUCAAUAGCUCCAGAAAACCGGCCAGAUUGACGGCGUAUAUACCGUCCAAUCGGAAGUCCGAACACAUCGGUUCAGCUGAAUGGCUGACCAGUGGCAGUGGCCACUUUGUACUUAAUAUUACCGAAGCGCUAAAUCAGUGGAUUCACAACCCUGCAUAUGAUCCAGCUCUAAUUCUAUUUGCCGUUUCUCCAUAUGGGAACAUCGAGUCGUUGGACAGUUAUGGCGUAUGGCAUAGUUUCGCAAUUGCAUCGUUCAUGGAACGGAAUGGCCAGGUUCGCGAUCGAAUCAAACGUGAUGCAGUCGGCACCUCGGCGACUUCGGCAUUCGACGAUUACAGUUACGGAUUCUCGACUCGACAGGAUCCACUGAGACAGUCCGCUUACAAGAAGGGAUGCCGACGGCGAACACUUUAUGUGGAUUUCAAGGAUCUUAAUUGGCAGGAUUGGGUGAUAGCGCCAGAUGGUUAUCACGCGUAUUAUUGCGAUGGUUACUGCUCAUUCCCGCUGAAUAAUCACAUGAACGCAACCAAUCACGCUAUCGUACAAACACUUGUGCAUCUCAUCGAUCCGACCAGGACCUCUGAAGCAAAGUGUGCACCGUCUGCGUUACGUUCAAUGAAAAUUCUCUUCAUCGAUAAUUCACAAAACGUGGUCUUGAAAAGAUAUCAAGAUAUGCAAGUUCGAGAGUGUGGAUGUCAGUAA
This is a messenger RNA of Anisakis simplex (herring worm), 1320 nucleotides long. The record is from the annotation of a GenBank genome assembly. NCBI's taxonomy places the organism in Eukaryota, Metazoa, Nematoda, Chromadorea, Rhabditida, Anisakidae.